Messenger RNA from Paralichthys olivaceus (Japanese flounder), 1691 nucleotides. Its product is annotated as cyclic AMP-responsive element-binding protein 3-like protein 3-A. Gene Ontology annotation, molecular function: DNA-binding transcription factor activity, RNA polymerase II-specific; RNA polymerase II cis-regulatory region sequence-specific DNA binding. The record is from RefSeq and is a predicted model, not a curated record. NCBI's taxonomy places the organism in Eukaryota, Metazoa, Chordata, Actinopteri, Pleuronectiformes, Paralichthyidae. Gene Ontology annotation, biological process: regulation of transcription by RNA polymerase II. Gene Ontology annotation, cellular component: nucleus.
CCCUUGAGCCAGACUCAAGGUUUGCUCCUGGAGACAAAGCCACACAGGAUCGUCUUGAUCUGUUUGUGUGUUGUGUUUUUAAUUCCUGCUGGAAGGUUUCACUGAAAUUUCAUCAGCCGCUGCUUUAACAUUGGAAUUAUGACACUAAAAACCGAGAAGGUGCACACUGGGUUGGACUUCAUGGACCUCCUGCUCAGGAACACCGAUGAAACCACUGGUUACCACAGCAACCAAUCGUGGACUAUCACAUUUCAUGAUACCCCAAGUCCAGAGAGAAGCUCUACUGAUGAUUUCCUGGACUCCCUGCUGGGUGGGAGUGACUCCUCCUCUGUGCCGGCGUCCCCCCUGUGGUCACCCUGCACGACCGACAGUGGCAUCAACGACGACCCCCUGAUAGAUCCCACGGAGAGUCCUCACCCAUCCUGCUGCACACCUCUCCAAACCUUUGACGCUCCGGCUAUCCCUCAGCCUCCAGGGAAUCACCUGCCAGCCAGUGAAAAAACAGUUUCCAUUGAUCAUAGCUGGGAGCCCGGCAACCUACAGGAGCAGUUUGGAAUCUCAUACUACCUCAAAACGAACCAAAGCUCUGCUCUGUUGUCCAGUCAGACGCUCACAGUUAAGGACCUGCUGUUGUCGAACCUGGGACAGAAAGCGCAGCAAAUCCCCCAGCAUUCCCUGCCAGAGCUUCAGCUUGACGAGGAUGAGAAGACACUUUUGGCUAAGGAGGGAGUGAACCUGCCCAGCAAACUGCCCCUGUCCAAGUUUGAAGAGAAGGUUUUGAAGAAGAUCCGGCGGAAAAUCCGCAACAAGCGCUCGGCUCAGGAAAGUCGGAAGAAGAAGAGGGAAUAUGUCGAUUGUCUGGAGGGAAGGAUGUCUGCAUGCAGCGCUCACAACCUGGAGCUGCAGAGAAAGAUCCAGCAGUUGGAGGACACCAACCAUGCUCUGUUGGAGCAGUUAAACCGGGCGCAGGAUCUCCUUUCUGGCAGUUCCAGCAAGACAACGCAAAAAGGGACCUGCAUCCUGGUUCUGCUCCUCUCUUUCUCUCUGCUUAUUUCACCAAAUCUUCAGCCGGACCCUUACAGCCAUCUCAGCCAGGCGGAGUACACAAAAACCAAAGUGCCUUCCCGCUCUCUGCAGUCAAUGGAUGAAGUGCAAGACGUCCCUCCUCCUCCACUCCUCACUGUCUCCAGGGGAUUUGAGGCCUUGAGCAGCCUGACAGAGAAGCUCUGGACCUGGGCAGAUUUCCCCAUGGUAGACGUCCAGUCCUCUCACCACCAGGAUCCCAGGCACCGGGACAAUCACUGAGCUCCUCGGGCCUCACAGGAGGAAAGACAGUAGCGAAGCAGUGCAGCCUCCUUGCAGAUGCAGCAUCCGUAUCAGCAAUUUUAUUGCUUUUUUAGCGUCUCUCCAGAGACCGAGUGAAGUGUCAGUUUGUUUGCCACCAACACUAACACACAAAUAAAAUAUUUUUCUAACUGGAUUUCACUCAGUCAGAUAGAGGUCGGGGAAGAGGUCAUCUGCACUGAUUAAUCUUUUGUUUCUUUCUUUAACUCCUUUCUUUGGAUGAACGGAGCCUCAGGAACUUGGCAGAUAUUUUAUUGCUGUCGCACUUCUGCAUGAUAUAGGUAUUCGCAGUAUGAUCUGGAAAAGAAAACAAAUGUCAAUUAAAUGCUGUAUUUUAUUAUUUAUAU